Molecule: messenger RNA, 2967 nt
Organism: Drosophila ananassae
Lineage: Eukaryota; Metazoa; Arthropoda; Insecta; Diptera; Drosophilidae
Exons: 3
Coding region: 71-2785 (904 amino acids)
Source: RefSeq, a predicted model, not a curated record
GUAUUUAAAAAUUGACUUUGGAAGUAAUAAAUUUGAAUAUAUCAAAAUUCCCAGUUAUCUUUACUCCAAAAUGAGUGCAACAGAGGAACAAAAUUUCAAAGAAAGUCUGGAUAAGCUGCAAAUGAAAAGAGAACUUUCCAAGAACUUUCAGGAAUUUAGAAGACGUGAAAUUAGGAACCAUCCCAUGGAAAGCCGAAGUGAAGCUUUCCUAACCCGUGCGUCAAAAUCAGCUUCGGUUGUUGAUGACUCAAAAGGAUGGGAUUUCGCGCGCCUACCUGCGGGGGGAUUUCCAUGCAGCUGUCGGUCUAUUUCAAGGCGAUUUUUCGGUUUCGAGGAUGGAAAGCUGGUUGCAGUGGCGAACUCGACCCAAACAGCUUGUUGCCAAGAAAUGGGCACCCAAACGAAAAGGGAUACCUAUGAGAUCGCGCCACAAUGCAACCUGGCGCAGGAUCCUUCAACUCAGUCGAUGUUAGACCAGAGAGCUCCAUACCCUACAUCUUCCAACGUGAUGGCCACACAAACGCCAAAUCAAGAACUUCCGGAGUGUUCGUGCAAGAAACUAAAUAGCGAGGUCAAGAAAGACGCAUCCACGCAGUCUUUAAAAAAUUUGAAGAAUGUACAGACCCAAUCGAAUUUGAAUUUGACAAAUCCGCAACAUCAUCGAAAGCCAACGAAAGUCGUCAUCGCUGAAACGUCAACAUCGACUUCCCAAAAGUCUAAAAAUGAAAACAAUUGCGUAAAAUCUUCAAAGGAUAAGGGCAAAUCGCGGAAAUGCUUCUGGCAGCAUCCAAUAAUUGUGGUGAACAGGGAUAGUACUUCAACAGCUCUGCAGUUAAAAAGUACUAAACAUGGGAAGGAGAAAUCAGCGGUACGAAUUGAAACUCAUGACAGAAUCACUCAAUAUGAUAUACCUUCUGAUGGGGAUAGAUAUGAAGACAAGGGUUCACUUUACUCCUCUAUACCAGAAAUAAUAGAGAGGGUUGAUCAAUUAGAAUCCAAAUUAAGGAGGCAGGAGAGAUCUUUAAGGAACAUACAGGGGUCAAUAAAAUCCUGGCAAGUGCAGGAGAGAAAACCCACAGAUUGUAGGAUUUUAUUUCAAUCAAACCCCAAUGAUUGUAAGCCGCCUCCACCAAAAUGUAUCGAUGAAAAAUCCACUCAAAGUUCAGAAAGAUGUUUGACGGAACUAGAAAUAACCGCCGCGCUUAAAAAGCCCCUAACUUCUGAUCAAUCAACUCAGAAAAGCGAUGAACCUAGUUUCGAUGAUAAGACGUUAUCUCAGGAAUUUCUGGAAAUAUUUAUGAUGCCCAGAACAAAGUCCCCGAAGGACACCUUAAACAAGAGAUGUGCUUCUGAAACUGACACGCAAAGGGCCACCACAUCGCGGUGCGCACAGGAUGUUGAAACUUUCUUAAAACAGUUCGAUAAAGUUUUCGAAAAAAUUAACAGCCAAGAUUCCAUUUGUGCUAAUAUCAAGAAACAAGAGGAAGAUAAAUGCCAUCGUCCUUUAUCUUCCUGUUCCUUAAGCCCAUCGGCAAAUACUUCCCGGGAAGAGCAAAUCCUGAAUCUAGUAGAAAAACUUGUACAAUUGGCCUCGAAGUUCAAAAAGGAAUCUGUUGCCACUCGAAAACCAGCACCGUCCUGUGCGGAAAUUCGCAGUUCCUCAAGACCGUCUAGUUCCCGGAAUGCUCUGCCAAAAGAAAACUGUGAGCCACUGAUCCAGCAACUUGUACAACUCUUUACCAAGUCCCGGACGGUAGAAUCGAAGUCAGCUCAGAAACCAGUGGAAAAGAAAAGUUACUCUGAUCGUUUCAUGGCUGAGCUAACUAGCUUUUUCUCAAAACCCUCUGAACAGGAUUCAAAACCGUGCUCCAUAAAGGAAGAAGAAAAACAUAAUAAGGUAACCAUAUCUGGUGACAAGGAUGCUACCGAAGGUGGGACUCCUGCAGCCAAUUCCAGAUUUAAAUCCCUUUCAACCCAAUCGGAAAUUACCAUGUCUGACCUGGACAGCAAAGAUGGAAACAAUAGACCUUGUGCUAACGAAAGUAAAUCUACAUUCAGCGAGGUAAAUGGUUCCACUAUAUCCAUUCGAGCUAUGCCUCCAAGGGAGCAUCAUUCGAGUGGCUGUCAGUGCGGAGAUGGAAAACAACGACCCAUAGGUGAUAGUUUGAUUGAAAAUUUAAUGUCCAUAAUUGGGGGUCGGCCUCUUAGGGAUGUAGUGCUGACCAUAGUCAGGCAGGAGGGAAAUAUAUAUCAUCUGUCAGUCCGAGAAAUGGCCACUGGACUCACAAUUGGCUGUCUAUUGGCCAAUGGCAUCGCUAUAAGAGAAGCUAUCGCAUUGGGACUGUUCGAGGACAUAAACACAUUCUGCGAGGUGGACAAGCACAGAGCUACCGAUCCGCAGGAAUGCCCUCUGGGGGCAAAUGUGCACUUGGCCAAUCCCCGAGAAAGGGGAGGCGAAGUUCGGGGGGCGAAUGGAGAAGGUAUGUGCAUGGAUGGACGGGAGUUUGCCACGCAAGUGCUGGGACUACCAGAAGAAGUGGCUGUCCGAUUCUUCUCCCUGACCAAUGCCCUCAAACUAGCUAAGAAUUCUUCUGAGCUAAGCAUCCAGGACUCUGAGGAAUCUGACAGAUCAGCUCUGCCAUUUGGCAAGGGAGCAGUCACUGGUAGCAUGUUGGUUAUGAAUAAUGUGGAGAACGCCCUUGUGAGCUCAGAGUCCGAAUCGAACUGGAGGGAAUUGAGGGCUUCAUCAAGUACAUUCUUUCCCAUGACUUCUGAGAAAGACUAGGAAACUAGACAAGGUUAUUAUUUAAAGUAUCAAGUUUUCAAUUUGAAGUCUUUUCUUUUAAAAGCAUUAGUUUGUUGUUCAACAACAUUUUUACACUUUUUGUAAUGAUUUUUCUGAAUUUUUUUAUACAAAACAAAUUUAUAUUUCUGAAAAAAAAUAAAUUCAAAAGUAUCAAAAUUUAU